Molecule: messenger RNA, 2929 nt
Organism: Amoebophrya sp. A120
Lineage: Eukaryota; Dinophyceae; Syndiniales; Amoebophryaceae
Source: the annotation of a GenBank genome assembly
UUCACAUCAUGGCCUCUACCUUGUGAUCAAUCGAUACAGAAGUGAAGGCAUCGGUGAUGGUAGCAAAAUGAAUUGGCAUUGAGUUGCCCCGUCGCUGUAGUUGCCUGGAACCAUCACACCAUCCUCGACAAUGAACCGGCCGGUGCGCGGUAGUUCUUCUGCCGCCGCUCCAAAAACCACCCCGCGGGGAAAGGCAACGGCGAAGAAGGGAGCCAACAGUCCCGCGGGAGGGGUAAAGGCGGGUGGUCCAUCCGCGUCACGGGGUAACAAGGCAGGGACAUCACAACCGGCAGGAUCAGCCACGUCCAUUGUUCUUCCAGGAACUUCUACUUCGCCACUCAGUGAGGAGGAAGAAAAAGCAGUGCUAAACUUUUCGCAAGCGCUUAUCCGGCAGUUCGGCGCAAACGAAGAGAUUUUCACGCCGCAGCUCUUCGAGCGCGUUUGGCUCGACCUUGGCUCGACCUGGCGGGAGGUGGUAAUAUUACAGCCGCAAACAAGCAGACGACUCCCCGGGAGCAACCGCAAUUGGGGGUUAGCAACAGCAAAGAUCCCAUGAGCGGGACCAUGACCAGUGCGCGGACCGACAUAACGCAGUUGAACUCCCGAGACAAACUCUCCACGUCCGCAGAGCGUAUAGAAAUAAUUCAUAAAUAGAAUAAAUGCAUGCCCGGGCAGUAGCAGGCUAGCGAGCCUGUGAGCCUAGGCUGAGGCUGGACGGGCGAUAUUUUAUGUCUGUCCGAGCCUCGCCCUUUUCCGGUAGCCGGGACCUGAUGACUGUGAGGGCGAGCCUCUUCCCGUUCUGGGUUGAAGUUUAUUUGCCCACCCGCCCUCCCGGUUAGUUUUACGAGAUGAGCCAGUGGUCUGGGUCGGUAGUUACUUCGGAUGGGUCGCUGGGCCUCGCGCCGCUCCAAUCUGUGUUGGGGUAGGACAGAGGUCGCAAGAUAUCUCCCACGGCGGGGGUAGGUGCUUCCAGGGCGCCUCCUCGUGCGACGCAGUGGGAGAUGCUCCCAUCGAGCGAUCAUCCAUCGGGUGAUCCUUCCGCGGUGACUGCAUAAAAUCCACCUCUGGCCCUAGUCCCUUAUCUUUCGCGGCUAGUGCUGGUCUGCGGGUUUUUUUCCACCAGAAAGGCACGUCGACGUCGGGUGAUGUUGUCCCCAAGCGAUGAAGGACGAGGUAUAGAUACACUUCUAGACAUCCUGUCCUCUACAAUAAAAUCCUAUUCUAUCAUUAAACAGGCAACACUAGCAAGACGCCGGCGGCCGCAACGGGCGGGGCCGCGGCGCUCUCCGGGUCCGCGGAGAGCAACAAGCUGCAGAACUCCGGCGAGCAGCGAGAACAGCAGGCGAAGGCCGAGAGUGAGCAGAAGCAGCGGGAGCAGCAGGAGGCGUUUGCGAAGGAGAUCGACAAGAUGCGGGGGGAUAUGGAGAGAAAAAAGUUUAUCACAGUCACUAAUUUGCAGGGUUUGCAUUAGCAUCACAAAUUUUCCUUGUAUUGCAGAAACACUAGGGAAAUCCCUAAUAAAGUUUGGCUGUGAUGCAUUUUUACGCAUGACAAACAGUUUUGUAUUGCAAAAAUGCGCAUGAGUGAUCGUGACGAACUUUUUUUGUUUGAUAGGGGAUCUGGCGCAGCUGCGCCAGGAGCUGGGCGCGGAGAUCACGCGGCGCGAGGAGGCGGAGCUGGAAAGCGAGUACAAGGACCACAAGGUCCAGGUGGCGGAGUCGCGGUGCGCGAAGGCGGAACACGAGAAGAGAACCGAGGAGCUGAAGGCCAGCGAGAUGCAGCGCUGCCUCGAGUUGCUGCAGGAGGACGUGGUGAAGAAGACCCGGGAAGUUGAGCUCAAGUACCUGGAACAGGAGCGCAGGAUCGCCAUGCAGCAGGAGAUGUACUCGAAGAUGCACCGGCUGCAAAACUUCCUGCCCCCGAACAUCAUCCAAAAAAGUUUCCUCUCGGAUAUGAAUAUGUGAGCCGCCGCUAUUAUGGCGGUGGAACGACGGAGUCGGAAGGGAAUGGUUGACCUGCGAAAGGUAAAAGAAUGCCACGGAAGACUGCUAGAAUUACAACCGGCAGAUAAAAUAAAAGAUGACCACUGGAGGUGGACGCUGCUUGGUUCUAAGCUGUAUUUCUUGGUUCAAGUUGAGAAGUCUACUCAUCUUCUUGUUUUCCAUUCUUGGGAAUAAAUCAGGUGAAGUGCAAUCCAAAAAAGUCAUGGGCCCUCUCUGCUUCCCUUCUUCAACUUAUUUUUGCUCGUAGUUCUAGAUCUAGUUCUUCUUCUUCUGUAUUUGUUCACACGUUGUGGAUUCCUGGCGAAUCCACGGGCACGGAUUUAUUUAUAGUUCGUUGCGUAAAAAACUGUUUCAUGCUCCUUGUACAAGUGGUCACAAACACAAUCUAUAAAACUAAUCGGCACUAAUGUCUAGAACAAAACAGUAAAUAGGCACUCAGGUUCUGUGGACCUGCCCCUUUGAUCACACGCAGAGAAUAGUAAAACACGGAAACAGUUUAGUUCAUCGGAUUUCUGUACGAUACGUCGCUUGGAGGUCAAAACAUUUGUUUCAACAUUCAUUUUCCCUUAUUAUAAAAAACCAAAACAAAAAAAAAACCGAAGUACAUUCACACAGCAGGACUUUUUCACUCCUAGCUUCGGCAACAAAAAUGUGUACUAAAAAAAGUCGAAGAUACACGAGAACUUCAUCACUUUUACAUUUUUGGGUGUCAGCAUGAGCAUGAAGGAUUUGAUUGCGCACAUUGGAAUCAGUCGUCUACAGGUUUCUUGUACAAUGUGAGAAUCAGGAUACCGCAUCGUGUUCGUGACGCCGUCAGGGAAUGACCGUACAGGAUACCGCAACGUCGAUGAUCAGGAUACCGCAACGUCAGGGAAUCAGGAUACCGCAACGUCAAUGACCGUAGAGGGACUAGAAUGCCGCCCUCC